Molecule: messenger RNA, 942 nt
Organism: Drosophila yakuba
Lineage: Eukaryota; Metazoa; Arthropoda; Insecta; Diptera; Drosophilidae
Product: glutathione S-transferase 1
Exons: 1
Coding region: 43-708 (221 amino acids)
Biological process (GO): glutathione metabolic process
Molecular function (GO): glutathione transferase activity
Source: RefSeq, a predicted model, not a curated record
UGAAAAAUGUAGUGGAACUUGAGUCUCUCUGGUGAUCGCAACAUGACGGAUAAAAUAGUUUUGUAUGGCAUGGACAUUAGUCCGCCUGUUCGCGCCUGUAAGAUGACUUUGCGAGCCUUGAACUUGGACUAUGAAUACAGGGAACUGGAUCUGCUGGCAGGAGAUCACUGCAAGGAUGAGUUUCUUAAGAAGAAUCCUCAGCACACGGUGCCACUUCUCGAAGAUAAUGGAGCCUUAAUCUGGGACUCACAUGCGAUUGCUUGUUACCUGGUGGACAAGUACGCCAAGUCGGAUGAGUUAUAUCCCAGGGAUCUGGUGUUGCGCGCUCAGGUGGAUCAGCGUUUGUACUUCGAUGCCAGCAUCCUCUUUAUGUCGCUGCGCAAUGUCAGUAUACCCUAUUUUAUUCGCCAAGUGAGUCUGGUUCCCAAGGAGAAGGUGGACAACAUCAAAGAUGCAUAUGGCCACUUGGAGAACUUUCUGGGGCAUAAUCCCUAUUUGACCGGUUCGCAGCUGACCAUAGCUGAUUUCUGCUGCGGAGCCACUGCAUCCUCACUGGCCGCUGUCCUUGAUCUCGAUGAGGAAAGGUAUCCAAAGGUGGCUGCUUGGCUCCAACGCCUCGCGAAGUUGCCCCAUUAUGAGGAGGACAAUCUGCGGGGCUUGAAUAAGUACAUCAAUUUGUUGAAACCCGUCUUAAAGUUGGAGCAAUAGUUAUUUGUAUUAAACAAAUUUAAAUCAAAAAUGUAUUUUAACUGAAAUUUAAAUAAAAAUAUUUUUUUUAAAUCAUAAUACAAAUAAUAUUAUAUUUCUUCGGUUGACUAGAUUUUGAAGAAAACAAAAAUAAGAGAGAAUCUGUAACAGAAAGAGAAUUUAAAAUGUUUAAGAUCGAUUUUAUGGUUGUAAACAUUAUAGUUCCGAUAAUGGCUGAUUUAUUGCCUAACACAA